AUGCCUGAAGCUCCUCUUAAGGAUCACUCCAUAUAUCUUCCUCUUCCCGCAGAUGGCGUGUCAGUCCGCCUGGUCACCAUCCAUCCUAGUCCCGUAACCCGUAAAUCCGUCAAAUGCACCGUCCGCUUCGCCAAUCUAGAAAAGAAACCAGAAUAUGAGGCACUCUCCUACUGCUGGGGAGAUCCCACCAUCACAGAGGAGAUCUGUGUUAAUGGAGCAUCACUUCGCAUAACGGCAAAUCUUGCCAGUGCUCUGCGGGCGCUGCGGCUAGCGGAUGAGCCUCGCACGGUAUGGGCAGAUGCUAUUUGCAUCGAUCAGACCAACAUUGCGGAGAAGGCGGUCCAGGUCCCUCUGAUGCGGCAAAUCUAUGCAAGCAGCACAGGCGUGGUGGUCUGGCUCGGAGAGGCCGAUGCAGUGAGUGACAGGGCCAUGAAUUUUAUGCGAAAGCUGGCGAUGAAGUACGCUGAGGAGAGGCGAAGCAACUUCAAGGGCAUCGAGAAGCUCAAAGGCACCAGCACACCUCAAAUCUCGCUCUAUCUGACGGGCUUGAAAAGAGGUCUGGUAGAAGAGGAUCGGUCAUACGAGACUUGGAAAUCGUAUCAGGCGACGGAUGCUUUGCUUCGCCGGCCGUGGUUUAGACGGACAUGGAUAGUCCAGGAAGUUGCCGUGGCACCAAGUGUAAGCGUGAUAUGCGGCAACCAAUCUCUGGAGUGGGAUCAGUUCGUCGCUGCGAUAGAGCUCAAAGGCAUGUUGAUGGGCGAGAACUUCCAGGAGGUCAUGCCGGUAGCACUUUCCUACCAUCUCCAACUUAUCUCCGCCUCCCGAGAGCAAAUUAGGAAAGGUGAUUUCCUCAGCUUGCGCGAUGCAUUGAGGCGCUUUCAGCCCUUUGAGGCGACUAAGCCCGUUGACAAAAUAUUUGGUCUCCGUGCUCUACUGGCUCACCCUGAGAGCGUCGUCGUUGACUACGACACUCCCGUCCGGCGCGUUUAUCAGAAUGCCGCCGCAACUAUCAUAAAGGACUCUCGCAAUCUGGACCUUCUCCUGGACUGCCAUCCAAUCACAACCGGCCCCCGGCUGCCGGGAUUGCCGUCCUGGGUGCCAGACUGGAGCGCCUCCGACGAAAUCCGCAGUCACGCCCUCAAUACUGUUUUUGCACAAGAUCCGUUCAGCGCGAGUUUGGGGAUGGCGACGCACGCGCGUUUUAGCUCUGGGAAUUGCUGCCUGCAAGUCGACGGAUUGAUCGUUGACACAAUCACCCUGCUGGGGCGCCGACUGUCAAUGUCAGAAGAUCCCACCAGUAAGUACUGGCCAAAAGGUCGCUGGAUUCCAAAGAUUAGCGCGUACGAGGUUAUCCUCCACGGAUUGGACGUGAUCCGGGACUGGAAGACCGUGGCAUCUCCUGGCGAAACGACAGACGAGAUCAGCGCACGGUAUCCGACAGGGGAAACAUACCGCGACGUCUUCUGGCAAGUCUCGUUUCUAACACUAGACCCCACAACCAACGACGCCGCGGCUAAGAAAUGGAGACACUCUCUCCGCGCGUUCGACAAUUUGAUUCAAUGGUGGACCUGGAUGGAGCUCAAAGGCCUCAGAAGAGCUCACUGGCUCUUUGUGUGUCUCAUCGCAUUUUCUUGGUUCGCCGUUGUCUGUGUUAUCGCCAUUGCUAUCGGUGGGCUGGUGUCUUUCAAUCCGGAUCGGCCUGGAGCUUUGGACGGCAGUAGUCAGGCAGAAAAAGUAAUCGGCAGAACAGCAACGGGUCUGAUCGGUAUGGUUCCUGCUGGGUCCAAAGUCGGUGAUCGAAUUACUAUUUUCAAGGGCGGCAAGAGACCUUUCGUUGUGAGGGCCGUAGGGGAGAAAUGGCGACUUGUCGGUGACAGCUAUGUCCAUGGUGUCAUGUACGGCGGAGCGUUUGACGAAGCUAAGUGUAAAAUGUUCUGGAUCGUUUGA
Molecule: messenger RNA, 1947 nt
Organism: Coniosporium apollinis CBS 100218
Lineage: Eukaryota; Fungi; Ascomycota; Dothideomycetes
Exons: 1
Coding region: 1-1947 (648 amino acids)
Source: RefSeq, a predicted model, not a curated record